GCAGGGAGUUCCUGAGCGCGGUGUCCCGGAGCGGAGCGUCCCCCUCGGGGCCGCGAGGAAGGGACAAACCCUCCCGAUCGCCCCGUCACUUCGCGGACGGCCCUGGGCCUCCGGGCCGCCAGGGGGCGACGCACGUCUCCGCCGCCACGCGUUGUCCAUCCGCGGCGGGCCGGAAGCACCAGCCCUUUCUCGGCAGAGCGCAGCCAUGGCCCGCGGCCCCAAGAAGCAUCUGAAGCGCGUGGCUGCACCCAAGCACUGGAUGCUGGACAAGCUGACGGGCGUCUUUGCACCCCGCCCAUCAACAGGCCCACACAAGCUGAGGGAGUGCCUUCCCCUCAUCAUCUUCCUGCGAAACCGGCUGAAGUAUGCUCUGACAGGAGAUGAGGUCAAGAAGAUCUGCAUGCAGAGGUUCAUCAAAAUAGAUGGCAAAGUCCGCACCGACAUCACCUACCCUGCAGGCUUCAUGGAUGUCAUCAGCAUUGAGAAGACAGGUGAGCAUUUCCGCCUGGUGUAUGAUACCAAGGGCCGGUUUGCUGUGCACCGCAUCACACCUGAGGAGGCCAAGUACAAGCUGUGCAAGGUGAGGAAGAUCUUUGUGGGCACCAAAGGAAUCCCUCACUUGGUCACUCAUGAUGCCCGCACUAUCCGCUAUCCAGACCCCCUCAUCAAGGUGAAUGAUACGGUCCAGAUUGACCUGGAGACAGGCAAGAUCACAGAUUUCAUCAAGUUUGACACAGGUAACCUGUGCAUGGUGACUGGCGGUGCCAACUUGGGCCGAAUUGGGGUGAUCACCAACCGGGAGAGGCACCCCGGGUCGUUUGACGUGGUUCAUGUGAAGGACGCCAACGGCAACAGCUUUGCCACCAGGCUCUCCAACAUCUUCGUUAUAGGCAAAGGCAACAAGCCAUGGAUCUCCUUGCCCCGUGGAAAGGGCAUCCGCCUGACCAUUGCUGAAGAGAGAGACAAGAGACUGGCAGCCAAGCAAAGCAGCGGAUAAAGUCCAGCUCAUGCUGGCUCUGGUGCUGUCAGUGUGUUGUUAAUUAAACCAUUUACUACAUG
This is a messenger RNA of Corvus hawaiiensis (hawaiian crow), 1059 nucleotides long. It is a transcript of the gene RPS4X, whose product is annotated as ribosomal protein S4 X-linked. The record is from RefSeq and is a predicted model, not a curated record. The transcript has 7 exons. Gene Ontology annotation, cellular component: ribosome; cytosolic small ribosomal subunit. Gene Ontology annotation, biological process: translation. Gene Ontology annotation, molecular function: RNA binding; structural constituent of ribosome. Bases 206 to 997 code for a protein of 263 amino acids. NCBI's taxonomy places the organism in Eukaryota, Metazoa, Chordata, Aves, Passeriformes, Corvidae.